Molecule: messenger RNA, 2618 nt
Organism: Daucus carota subsp. sativus
Lineage: Eukaryota; Viridiplantae; Streptophyta; Magnoliopsida; Apiales; Apiaceae
Product: pentatricopeptide repeat-containing protein At5g50390, chloroplastic
Exons: 1
Coding region: 298-2394 (698 amino acids)
Biological process (GO): RNA modification
Cellular component (GO): intracellular membrane-bounded organelle
Molecular function (GO): protein binding; zinc ion binding; RNA binding
Source: RefSeq, a predicted model, not a curated record
GCCACACGGAAGGUUGUUAAACGAACUCACAAAAAAGUGUAGAUACAUUGGCGGAACUUCCUAUGCAUCUCAAACCUCGUAAUAAACUCCGAGUUCUUAAACUAACGAGACUUGAGUUGAAGCCCCAGUUCUGAAGGAGCUUGUACUAAAUAAUUUCACAAUUCUCCUAUAUUUCCAAAUUUGCAGCCACAAUACAAUUGAAAAAUCACAGCUUAUUAAGGUAAUCUUCACUUUACUCUACAGUCUACGCCAUUGCUUUACAUACAUAUAUAUGUUGUUUGGCGCAUGUAAAUAAACAUGGAUAUCCCAUUGUCAAGAUUUCAAUGUUUAUCAUUUGAACAGAUUAAAAAUAGUUGCAAGUUCCCAUUUUUGCACUCGAAUUUUAGAAGAUUACAUGAAAUUUCUUUAAUUUCAAGAAAAUCAAAGAUCCCACUUUUUCAGAUUAGUUGUUCUUAUGUCGAACAAGGUUUGAAACCUAGGCCUGUGCCAAAGCCAUCAAGAAUUGAAGUUGAUGAGGAGAAAGUAAAUGUAGAUAAACCUCGGAUUGGUGGUAAUAGUUCUGGUCUUGCUGGUCAGAUAGAGAAGCUAGUUGUUUAUAAGAGGUAUAAGGAGGCUCUUGAAUUGUUUGAGAUUUUGGAAAUUGAGGGUGAUCAUGAUUUAGGUAGUAGUACUUAUGAUGCAUUGGUGGAUGCUUGUAUUUCGUUGAGAUCGAUUAGAGGGGUGAAGAGGGUGUUUAGUUUUAUGAUCAAUAGUGGGUUUGAGCCAGAUCAGUAUUUGAGGAAUCGGAUGUUGUUGAUGCAUGUGAAGUGUAAGAUGAUGAUUGAUGCGCGAUAUUUGUUUGAUGAAAUGCCGGAGAGGAAUUUGGUUUCUUGGAAUACGAUCAUUGGGGGGCUUGUGGAUUCGGGAGACUACAUUGAGGCGUUUCGGUUGUUCUUAACAGCGUGGGAGGAAUAUUCGGAUCUUGGUGUUGGGUGUCGUAGUUUUGCAACAAUGAUUCGAGCAGCAGCUGGUUUGGAGCGUAUUUCCCCGGGAAGACAAUUGCAUUCAAUUACCGUGAAAAUGGGGAUAGCUGGAGAUGUUUUCCUAUCUUCUGCAUUAAUCGACAUGUAUAGCAAGUGUGGCAACAUAGAUGAUGCUCAGUGUGUAUUUGAUUUGAUGCCCACGAAAACCACUGUAGGAUGGAACUCUAUCAUAGCAGGUUAUGCUCUGCAUGGUUAUAGUGAAGAAGCUUUGGCUAUAUACUAUGAAAUGCUAGAUUCUGGUGUGAAAAUGGACCACUUCACAUUCUCGAUAAUUAUUAGAGUCUGUACGAGGUUAGGAUCUCUAGAACAUGCCAAACAAGCUCAUGCAGGAUUGGUUCGCAAUGGUUUUGGGUUGGAUAUGGUAGCUAAUACAGCGCUUGUGGACUUCUACAGCAAAUGGGGAAGAAUAGAAGAUGCUCGAAAUGUUUUUGAGAAGAUGCCUCACAAGAAUGUCAUAUCUUGGAAUGCCUUGAUUGCUGGAUAUGGAAGCCAUGGCUUAGGAAUUGAGGCAGUCAGGUUGUUUCAUAGGAUGACUUAUGAAGGAGUGAUGCCUAAUCAUGUGACUUUUCUUGCUGUUUUAUCUGCUUGUAGCUAUUCAAACUUACAAGACUAUGGAUGGGAAAUAUUUGAAUCUAUGAGUAGGGAUCACAAAGUGAAGCCCCGUGCAAUGCACUAUGCAUGUAUGAUUGAAUUAUUGGGUAGAGAAGGGCAUCUGGAUGAAGCAUUUGCCUUAAUAAGUGAUUGUCCUUUUAAGCCAACUGUGAACAUGUGGGCUGCCUUGCUGACAGCUUGUAGAUUCAACAAGAAUUUGGUUCUUGGGAAAUUAGCAGCUGAGAGAAUUUAUGGUAUGGAACCAGAGAAGCUUAGUAACUAUAUUGUGCUUUUAAAUGUAUAUAACAGUUUAGGGAAGUCAGAGGAAGCUGCUUCCAUCUUCAACACCUUAAGAAAAAAGGGUUUGAGAAUGUUGCCAGCAUGCACUUGGAUCGAGAUCAAGAAACAAUCUUACGUUUUUCAUUCUGGAGAUAAGUCGUAUGCCCAAACAAAAGAGAUAUACGAGAAUCUAGACAAACUGAUGCUUGAGAUCACAAAACAUGGCUAUGCCCUUGAGAACAACACCUUGCUUCCUGAUGUGGAUAAACAAGAAGGGCGGUUGCAACUGUAUCACAGUGAAAAGCUGGCGAUUUCUUUUGGACUGUUAAACACUCAGGACUCAACACCAUUGCAUCUUGUGCAGAGUCACAGAAUUUGCAACGAUUGUCACAAUGCAGUAAAAUUAAUAGCAAUGGUAACUAAUUGUGAAAUUGUAUUGAGGGACGCCAGUAGAUUCCAUCGUUUUCAGGAUGGGAAGUGUUCCUGUGGUGAUUAUUGGUGAAGAAUAUGCUUUUAAUCCCUUAAAAUUGUGCUCUUCCGCGCCUAAUUAGAACCAUAGACUUUUGCAUACAUAUUCACAUUACUUCUUACAUAAUUAUGUAAAGAAUCCAAGAUUGCUAUAUAAAGUAUUUGUUACAAGUUUGUUGGUUUGAUUCUUCAAAUUAUGUACAGAGAAUUUAGUCCGAAAUUGUGUUUUCCCUGUUGGCAAGUUAAUUCUUUCUGCUC